Molecule: messenger RNA, 468 nt
Organism: Metarhizium robertsii ARSEF 23
Lineage: Eukaryota; Fungi; Ascomycota; Sordariomycetes; Hypocreales; Clavicipitaceae
Exons: 2
Coding region: 1-468 (155 amino acids)
Source: RefSeq, a predicted model, not a curated record
AUGGCAGACCAUCUCCGCCUCCCCCAGGUCGAACUAAGCAAGAAGUGUGACGAUCUUUGUUCCGAAUUUCUCAUCUCAUCGCAAAUCCACGAAGCAAGUGGCAAGCCACGCUACUACAUUGACUUUAAAACGGCCAUGUUUGCGGUCGGCGCUCGUUUGAAGGGGAUCGAGAAGAUUUUAGACGCGAAAAAGGACCCCAUGGAAGAACAGGCCAUGGAGUGUCGAAACUGCGAAGUCAAAUUGGCUAUGAACAAGCUUUACUACCCAGCUGGCGAGGAAGGCUUUGCAUGCCCCAGAUGCAACAGGACGUUAGAGCUCGUCUCAAUGCCCGAUUCCUCCGGCGUGGCGGCUGCUCCCAUAAUCCGGGAAGACCUGAAUUUCUUUUUCCGUCUUUUAAGGGAGGCCGACGAAGCAUACAAGGCCGAGUUCCCCGGUGAAGCAACCAGCUGGAGUUAUGGUGAAAUAUAG